Pelecanus crispus (Dalmatian pelican) is the source of this 930-nucleotide messenger RNA. The record is from RefSeq and is a predicted model, not a curated record. NCBI's taxonomy places the organism in Eukaryota, Metazoa, Chordata, Aves, Pelecaniformes, Pelecanidae.
GAUGACCUCUCAGCUAGUCCUCAGCUGUUUACUCCCAUGAGCCCUUAUGAUGUAGACCUUCCAAUUCAAACAACUGAAGAUGUGUUGUUCGGUUCUCAAUUUAAUCAGCCCAAAGAGCUUCCAACAGACUUCUCCUCUGUGGAUCUCAGCUUUCUUCCAGAUAUCACUCAAGACAACAAAGAACAAAAUCUCUCUGAAGAUGGUCAUGAAAUGCAAAAAGAGCCUGAUGGGUCAACAUCAAGAAAUGAGGACAGCAGUACCCUGAUGGAUGAAAGCGGCUUGUCGUAUCCAGAUGCCACCCAACCAUCUCCUGAAGCAUCUGGAGCGUGUCCUCCUCUGACACCAAUGACUCCUAUGACCCCAGUGACACCUGCAUCAGAAAGCUCUGGCAUAGUUCCACAGUUACAGAAUAUAGUGUCAACUGUAAACUUGGCUUGUAAACUAGAUCUGAAGAACAUAGCUCUGCAUGCCAGAAAUGCAGAGUACAACCCAAAGAGGUUUGCUGCUGUGAUCAUGAGAAUCAGGGAACCACGAACAACUGCCCUCAUCUUCAGUUCAGGAAAAAUGGUCUGCACAGGAGCAAAAAGCGAAGAGCAAUCGCGGCUUGCAGCCAGGAAGUAUGCGCGUGUGGUGCAGAAGCUUGGGUUCCCUGCCAAGUUCCUGGACUUCAAGAUACAGAAUAUGGUUGGGAGUUGUGAUGUGAGGUUCCCCAUCAGGCUGGAAGGCUUGGUUCUCACUCACCAGCAGUUCAGCAGCUAUGAACCUGAGCUAUUUCCUGGCCUUAUUUAUAGGAUGGUCAAACCAAGGAUAGUGUUGCUUAUCUUUGUGUCAGGAAAAGUUGUACUGACUGGAGCAAAAGAGCGUUCUGAAAUCUAUGAGGCAUUUGAGAACAUCUAUCCCAUUCUAAAAGGUUUCAAGAAAGCAUCAUAA